Messenger RNA from Musca vetustissima, 1827 nucleotides. Its product is annotated as glucose dehydrogenase [FAD, quinone]-like. NCBI's taxonomy places the organism in Eukaryota, Metazoa, Arthropoda, Insecta, Diptera, Muscidae. The record is from RefSeq and is a predicted model, not a curated record. Gene Ontology annotation, molecular function: ecdysone oxidase activity; flavin adenine dinucleotide binding. Bases 1 to 1827 code for a protein of 608 amino acids. The transcript is spliced from 2 exons.
AUGGCCCCGCAGUGUCCGGCACCCAGUGUGGGUGCCAUGAACGCUUUGGUAACUUUGCUAAUUGAAUCACUGCAUACUGCCUCUUGUGGCCUUACCCAUCCCGAGGAAUAUCCCCCUGAUUAUGGCCAGGAUGUUUUGCUGCAAAAAGAACCCUUGGAAUUUGAUUUUGUAAUUGUGGGCGGUGGUACAGCAGGCUCUGUGGUGGCCAGCCGGUUAAGUGAAAAUCCCAAAUGGAAUAUAUUGCUCCUGGAAGCCGGUGGAGAUCCAAUAACGGAAUCAGAGGUUCCCUUGUUAUUUGUGGCCUUAAGGGAUUUGAAAAAUAUUUACAAACUCUAUGCGGAACCGAGCAGAUUCGCUUGUAAAGCCUUUGAGGAUGAAAGAUGUUCCUGGAUCCAGGGCAAAGGUCUGGGUGGUUCAGGUUCCAUUAAUGGUUUGAUACAUAUAACCGGCUUUGCCCAUGAUUUUAACAAUUGGCGGCAGUUGGGCAGCACUGGAUGGGCUUAUAAGGACCUGCAGCCUUAUAUUGAGAAAAUUGAGAAAAAUCAAGGAAACUCCAGUCAUCCCCGGGGAUAUUUGGAUCUUGGCAAUUUCGAGGCGGGAGAUGAGGAUAUCAUUGAAAUAAUUUCUACAGCUGCAGAAGAAUUGGGUCAACCACGUAUCAGAGACUUGGGAGGCCUCCACAAUAUGGGUUACGCCAUUGUCCGGGGUACAGUAAGUCGGGGCCGCCGUAGCGGUACAGCCAAAGGUUAUUUGGGUAGAGUGGCAGCCUCACGCAGCAAUUUGAAAAUUAUUAAAAAUGCCCAGGUCACAAAAUUGCGAUUUGAUGGCAAGGGUCAAACUUUGGAUUCCCUGGACUUUGUGGUGGAACAAAAUAAGCGUCGGAAUGUUAAGGUCGUAAGGGAGGCGAUUCUAUCAGCUGGGGCAUUUAAUUCAGCAAAAUUAUUAAUGCUAUCAGGAAUUGGUCCCAAGGACAAUUUGCAGGCCCUCAAAAUUCCCAUUUUACAAAAUUUACCCGUGGGCCGGAAUUUGCAGGAUCAUUUGGUAACUUUCGUAUUCUAUAAAUUUCCCCAGGAAGUGGAUGGUAGUCAGGUGCAAAAUAUGAUUUAUCAAUAUCUAAUGCACAAUCGAGGGCCCCUAGCAACCAUAGGAGCCACCCGCUUAGUGGGCUUUGUCAAAUCCCAUUUGAAUCUAACCCAUCCUGAUCUUGAAAUGCAUCACAUGUUUUUCCGGGCAGGAAAUUUUUUUGCACUCAAUACCAUACUCUCGGGUUUGGGAAUGAAAUCGGAAUAUAAAAAUUUCGUUGUAAAUUUAGUAAAAUCCCAAGCCCUACUAAUGCUGGCCAUUUCAUUGGUCCAGCCCAAAGCCAAAGGCCGGAUGCGAUUAAAAUCGAAAGCCUUUAAAGAUCCUCCCAUUAUCAAAUCGAAGUUUCUAUCGCUUCCAGAGGAUCGUGAGGCCUUUGUAAGAGGUUUGGAAUAUUUUUCGAAUUUCGAGAAUACCAAAUCGUUUCGAACCCAACAAAUGGAAAUUGUGCGAAUCCCCAUGGAGGAAUGUGACCGGUUUGAAUUCAAAUCCCGUAAUUAUUGGCUAUGUUAUACGAAAUACUUCACCAAUUCUUGUUAUAAUGUUGCGGGAACGGUGCGAAUGGGUGCAGAAGAGGAUAUGGAAGCUGUUGUCAAUUCCCGUUUAAAGGUAAAGGGUGUAAGGAAUUUACGUGUGGCGGAUGCCUCCAUUAUGCCCAGCAUAACCAGUGCCAAUAUCAAUGGUCCCACCAUCAUAAUUGGGGAAAAGGCGGCGGAUAUGAUCAAGGAGGACUGGGCGGAGGAUUGA